This is a messenger RNA of Trichogramma pretiosum, 2549 nucleotides long. It is a transcript of the gene gcl, whose product is annotated as protein germ cell-less. Gene Ontology annotation, biological process: germ cell development. Gene Ontology annotation, molecular function: protein binding. The record is from RefSeq and is a predicted model, not a curated record. Lineage: Eukaryota; Metazoa; Arthropoda; Insecta; Hymenoptera; Trichogrammatidae. The transcript has 8 exons. Bases 683 to 2101 code for a protein of 472 amino acids.
AGGCGCAGGUAGUGGAGGGGCAAACAAACACAGCAGCAUCUCGGGAACGUCUGCGUACAUACACACACGAUAUUCGCGAUCAUCACAGAGGCAGACAGCAACAGCAGCAGACUCUCUCAUUUAUUUUUAUUAUCGUUACUGUUAUCAUUAUACUUUCCAUUUCCAUGUAACGCUGAAAACUCGACGCAUGGAAAAUCGAGGUGGCUCUCAUUGGUGCUGUGCAGCAGUCUCCGAUCUCCAUCUCGACGCGAGUGUGCCUGCGCGCGAUAACAAUAUACACAUAAACAAGCGAGGCGCUUAGUUAACUUCGGUCAGCAGAGCAGCGGCGGUCUGCGGCGCGGUGCUGUAUGCGCGUGAAUAAAUAUCAACAACAAUAAUACAAUAUCGUGCGGUGGUGCAUCCCAUGGCUAAAUGUUCGCCUCAGCAGCGUCUAAUACAAUUAUUUUUAUUAUGCGUGCUACGUUUGGUACACAGCACAAAAGCGUCGUGUAAAUGAAUCGUCGUGUAUUGGUGCAGUGCGCGUUGAUUGUAACGAAAAAAUUGCGAAUUUUCACGUGCGCUAUCAUGACACAGUGUGCUUAACGACGUUUUUUUUUCUAACCUUUCCGUGUUUCCUCCGAGCGAUAAUAAUAAUUAACUCGCUACUACGUUACGUUUAAAUAAAUAAAUAUACAUUGUAAAAAUGGGCAAUUACGGAAGCAGAUUAUUGUCGGCGUCGAACGACGCCGUAAACUCGGUCUACGGUCGCGGUCGCAAGAGAAAGUGCAUCGAGGAGGACGACCCCGAGGACGAGUGCUCGUUCAUCGAGAGGACGAUGCAAACGCCCAAGAGGAGGAAAUUACUGACGACUGCACAGUACAUUUACAGGACACUGUUUUUGGAGGAAAAAGGUAGCGAUAUCACCGUGCUGAUGCUGGGCAAAGCGUGGAAAUUGCACAAAGUGUACAUAAGCCAAAGUCCGUACUUCGAAAGCAUGUUUUCCGGCUCUUGGAGGGAAGCGAACGAGAAGGUGGUGAACGUAGAAAUCAGCGACCCAAACAUCACGCUGGAUUCUCUUACAGUUGUAUUUGGUUCUUUCUAUCAAGAUGAAAUCAGUGUUGAACCAAAAGAUGUCAUAUCUAUUCUGGCAACAGCAACCUUGUUUCAAUCACAAGGCCUCAUCGACCAAUGCACAGAGAUUAUGGCAGAAACUACUAAUUUAAAGACUGUUGUUCCUUAUUAUAAUGCAGCUGUUUCUUAUGGUGUUCCAAAAGUUAAUUAUACUUGUAAAACUUGGCUAGAAGUUAAUCUAAUGGGAUAUGGAUGGCUACAUACUUCAUUUUUGAGAGAAAUAAGUGCUGAAUUAAUGACUGAACUUGUUGCUAGUCCAAACCUUGUGGCCAUUCAAACAGAAUUUUGUAUAUACAUGAUGUUGAGGGUGUGGUUGUACGCUCAUGUAAAUGAUAGUGAAGCAUUACCGCUGGAAGAAUUUUAUUCACGUCACAUGUGGACGAAACCAUUCCUUGGCACUAGAGAAGGCAGUGAAUAUGCUGCACCUUUCAAAGCUCUAAGACUGAAAUACUUGAUACUUAAUUACCAAGACGUAAAAAUAUUAAAAUAUGAUAACUUAAUACCUGAUGAUUGGCUAUAUGAGUCUUACAAAGAACAGUGGUUACAUCUUCUGCGAAUAGAUUCAAAUCAAGACAUAGGGCCAAAAUCUAUCACAGAAGAAGUUUUCUCACAAGAUUGUUUCCGCUGUGGACGGCAAAUAGAGAAGCCAGGUGAACAUGCAUGGCGAUGGACCGCAUUCCACUUUGGACUAGAUCUGGUGGUCAAUCUCGAUUUAACGACUCUUAAGUUUAAAAGGUACAACAGAGUGGAUACAGAACAUAUCAAAGCCAAUCACAACACUCAUAAUCUUAUAAUCAAAGUUAGUCUAAUUUCACUGAACGAACAGCGACAAAUUAAGUUUAUGCAAAACUCUGGACUAGUUCAGUUGUCUCUAUUCAAAAAUGAAGAAAGACAAAUAAUGAGCCUUGACAAGGACUUGACAUAUCCCAUCUAUGUAUCUGUCAAUAUGCAAGUUGUAACUCCUCUGGCGUACGAAGUGAACGAAAAAUGAGCCGAAAAUUACAGCGCAGCGCUGAAUCCAAGCUGCCGAUGUUAUCAUUAGAUGUAUAAGACUUACCGUUUUACCCUGGAGUGUUCGUUGAUAUUCGUCCUUCAUACACAGUACUUCGAUGGCGAAAAUUUAUAAUUCAAUACUAGUCGUGAUAAAAAUCAUACAGAUCUGUGUCGCUGUGUAAUUAUGUAUGAAUCAAAAAGCCAUUCGUCUUGACAUGUCUCGACGCCGCGGGUAUAUUAUAUAUAUAUUUGACACGGGCAAAGUAAGCUUUAAUGUUACAAAUAAAUCAAAUUGCCACAAUCUUGAUUAGGGAACUAUUAUCGCUAGAUACUGUGGUACCAAAACUAAUUUUGGUAAAGCAACAGUGAUAACCAUCAUUUGAACUUUUUGAUAAAAAUAUACUUUAUUUUUCAUAAAAAGGAAGUGAAAUAUUUUUAGAGAAAUA